CAAACGAAGGCGGUUACUAAAUUCGACUCUCGAGUUGAUUGUUUCAUUAUCACACGGUCGUACACAAACAAUACCAAACACACACACACACGCACUUACACGCUAAAUCCGAAUCGUUUAUGCCAUUAACUUCAUUAUCCAUGAGAAGACCGCAUUAUUUUCGUUCAACCGCUGCGCAUUGCGGCUCUCGAUUGUCGUUGGCGUGAACAGUGAAUUUUGUUUUGAGUAAUUUAAAAAAUACAUACCUAAUCACAUUCAACGACACAGAGCCGGCCCAGAAAGAUUUUCAAAAUUGUUUAGCUAGUUGGUACGUAUUUGUACGUUUUGAAAUGGGCACUCCUCAACUUAAUGGCAACACUCAAUGUUUGACUUUGGUGAAAAUCGUUAAACUCGACUUGAACCAAGAAAACGAUUCAAACAAUGCGGUUGAAUUUUCGCCAGCUUACAUCACCACCAUCAACACUUGCAGCACCGCUGAAAGUGGUGUAGUCUCUCAAGGAACACAGUUUCAGUUAUUAGAUACUAAAAGCGAAGUAAUUGCUGAGUUUACACCAGAUUAUUCAGUAGAUUAUUGCAAAAUAUCUAAAGAUAAAUAUGCUGUACAAAUCAACGAUUAUACAUACACUCUCCAAUUUAGAACCCACAUAGACCUAUUCGAAUUUACUGCUUCAUUGGCUCGUGCAAAAAAAGGCAAUCACAUUUCAGUCUUCUCAAAUCGUACCGAUGAAGCGUCGGCCACACAAUAUUUCCAGUUUUAUGGAUAUUUAUCACAACAACAAAAUAUGUUACAAGAUUACAUACGUACAAGCACGUAUCAAAAAGCAGUAUUGGUUAAUACUGGAGAUUUUACUGACAAAAUCAUAUUGGACGUUGGGGCCGGUUCAGGAAUUUUAUCAUUUUUCUCUGUACAAGCUGGUGCUAAAAAAGUGUAUGCCGUUGAAGCUAGCUCUAUGGCACAACAUGCUCAGUCAUUAGUAAAUGCCAACAAUCUAAGUGAUAAAAUAAUUGUUAUUCCUGGAAAAAUUGAAGAAAUUGAACUGCCGGAAAAAGUAGACGUCAUUAUAUCAGAACCAAUGGGUUAUAUGUUGUACAAUGAAAGAAUGCUUGAAACAUAUUUACAUGCAAAGAAAUGGCUUAAGCCUGGUGGUAAAAUGUAUCCUAGUAAAGGUGAUUUGCAUAUAGCACCGUUCACAGAUGAUGCAUUGUUUAUGGAACAAACAAACAAAGCGAGUUUCUGGGUUCAAUCGUGUUUCCAUGGUGUUGAUUUGAGCUCACUGCGUGAUGUAGCUAUGCGUGAAUAUUUUAGACAACCUAUAGUGGAUACUUUCGAUAUACGAAUUUGUCUAGCGAAAUCAGUCAAACACAGUUUAGACUUUCUAACUGCCGAUGAACAAGAAUUGCAUAAAAUCGAUAUACCGCUCGAAUUUUAUAUACUUGAAUCAGGAACUGUUCAUGGACUUGCAUUUUGGUUUGAUGUUGCGUUCCAAGGUUCAAAUCAAACUUUAUGGUUGUCUACUUCACCCACUGAAGCAUUAACUCAUUGGUAUCAAGUGCGGUGUCUUUUAGAAAAACCCAUUUUUGUUAAAGUUGGCCAAGUACUAACCGGUACUGUAUGUCUUCAAGCUAAUGUUAGACAAAGCUAUGAUGUUUUAAUGACUUUAAUGAUUGACGGCCUACCUCAUACUAGUUCUUCAAACAAUUUGGAUCUUAAAAACCCAUACUUUAGGUACACUGGUCAGCCACCACAACCACCACCCGGCGUUAACACAAUAUCCCCAAGUGAAAGUUAUUGGGCUAAUAUUGACCUUCAAAGUACAUCCGCGUUAGUCAAUGGUAUACCGUUAAAUGGAUAUGCCACAGACAUUGCCAUGGAUAUUUCACCGUCGCCAGUAGCCGUAGGCAAUAAUGGAAACCUUAUAAGUUUAGUUACAGUACCUCAACCUAAUAUUCAUCCAGGAUCUAUAAGCAGUACAGGACGGCAGCGCGUUAGUACAGCCACGUCUGCAGCAGCGGCUCAACUUAUAGGUGGAGGGAUAUCGCCUACCAUGUAUCAAAACCAAAACCAACAAUUAUUGUUAGGUGCAGCAUCAGCUACUGCUUCUGCAGGAAGUUCUGUCGCCGCUCCAAUGGUUAAUUUUCCUGUUAAUAAUGCCCUCAUGAUCGGGGAUUAUGUUGCACCUAAUGCUGGCAACGGGAGUUUGUUAAAUAUAUCAUAUCAUUGAUAAUCGUAUGCUUUUAACUGUACAUUGUAAUUCAUUUCUGUGCUGUAUCGUUGCUGGAAAACUUGCUUCUUUUUACGAGAGAGUCUUUUUUCUUUUAUUUUAUUGUAAAUGACUAAAACUAAGACAAUUUUUAUACAAUCAUGAAUAGUCAAAUUAUGAUAUGAAAAUUGGUUAGCAAUGAUAAGAUAACAGUUAAAAAGUUGGAAUGAAUCUUGUCAACGUUUUUAACCAAAUAGUUUUCAUUUAAUAAAAAAUACUUGAAUAAUAUCAAUUGUCAAACUAUUCAAAGCUCACUAAUUGAUUGUAAUAGUUGGGACAUUCUAGGAGUCCUCGUCAUUUAAUUAUUUUAUUAUAUAACAUUGUAAAUUUGUGAGAUUACUGAAAAGAAAAGCAAUAUGUAUUAGAAUAUACUGAAGUAUUUUAUUUUGUGUAUGUAUAUACAAUACAAAUUUAUUUCGUAUAAUAAUUUAGAUAAUAUAAUUGCCAAUUUAAUAAGCUA
Adelges cooleyi (spruce gall adelgid) is the source of this 2721-nucleotide messenger RNA. RefSeq names its product probable histone-arginine methyltransferase CARMER (gene Art4). Gene Ontology annotation, molecular function: protein-arginine N-methyltransferase activity. The transcript is spliced from 13 exons. Gene Ontology annotation, biological process: peptidyl-arginine methylation. The record is from RefSeq and is a predicted model, not a curated record. NCBI's taxonomy places the organism in Eukaryota, Metazoa, Arthropoda, Insecta, Hemiptera, Adelgidae. Bases 330 to 2222 code for a protein of 630 amino acids.